AUGAGCUUCUUGUUGAUAUCUACCUGUGGACCGCAUGGAAGGAGUAAAGAGAAGGUUGAAUUAGAGAGCAGCAGCCCAGCUUCCAGUGAAAAGGGAGAGAAGGCGACUCUGGAAUAUGAUAAGGAACUUGAAGCGUUAUGUGAGGAGCUGCAGGUCACCUUGGAUGGCUUGACUAAAAUACAAACGAAAAUGGAAAAGCUGUCUUCAACCACCAAGGGAAUUUGUGAACUAGAAAAUUACCAUUACAGGGAAGAAAGUAACAGGCCCCUUCUAUUUCACACAUGGCCCACGGCCUUCUUUUAUGAGGUCUCCUACCAGCUCUCCAGUGCAUACAAGAAGGAGCUCCUCCUGAAGCACACCAUUGGUGCUGAGCUGGCCCACACUGCUGACCACAACCUCAUCCUGACUUACCUGUCCAUGUGGCUCCACCAGCCAUACAUAGAGAGCGACAGCAAGCUGCAGCUGGAGAGCAUGCUCCUGGAAACAGGGCACCGGGCCCUGUAACUGCCAGUCAGCUUGCCUGUGACCACAGCCUCAGGGCUCAGACCACUGGCUGGACAGUCACUUGGGUGGGAACUGUUGGGCCCGAGGCAGCCACUGCACCUCUCCAGACACAGAGCACUCGUGCAGCUGUCCUCCCCUUUUACCCUGUCCCAGACUGUCAUGUGACCACCACAGAGUAAAAUA
Arvicola amphibius (Eurasian water vole) is the source of this 687-nucleotide messenger RNA. Its product is annotated as cyclin-dependent kinase 2-interacting protein-like. The coding region runs from base 1 to 504 and encodes 167 amino acids. The record is from RefSeq and is a predicted model, not a curated record. The transcript has a single exon. Lineage: Eukaryota; Metazoa; Chordata; Mammalia; Rodentia; Cricetidae.